Temnothorax curvispinosus is the source of this 2681-nucleotide messenger RNA. It is a transcript of the gene Tbc1d15-17, whose product is annotated as TBC1 domain family member 15. The record is from RefSeq and is a predicted model, not a curated record. Gene Ontology annotation, biological process: activation of GTPase activity. The coding region runs from base 16 to 2013 and encodes 665 amino acids. Gene Ontology annotation, molecular function: GTPase activator activity. NCBI's taxonomy places the organism in Eukaryota, Metazoa, Arthropoda, Insecta, Hymenoptera, Formicidae. The transcript has 9 exons.
GGGUACAGUGCCGCGAUGUGGGACAGUUGCGAUGAGAGCGAGUGCAGGGAGCUGAAUUCAACAAGGACGACGGCUGAUCGCGCGAGGCCCGAGAUGUUUGAGCCCACGGAGCAGGGAAAGGAUCUCUGCAUCCAUACGGGCGUUGUACUUCGUGGAGCAAAUGCCAGAGAAGACGAGGUUCACAGUUCAGGAACGCUCAAUAUCGUGGAAUAUAGUUUCGGCAAAUGCAUAGAAUGGAAGCCUGUAGAAGAUUCUGUGGUAUCGGAGUGGCAAGAUCAAGAUCCAGAAUGGUCCUUAGUGGAUACGCAUACGAGAAGGACUCGCACGAAUUCGGAAGGUCCGGACUCCGGACGUACGAGAACCGUUAAAAUAUUGUUCUCCGACUUGAAGUCGUUUCGCGUGAAUCACGGUGGACAGCAGCUCAUAUUUAUGCAGAGGGAUGGUACCACCUACGUUGCCUUCUUUCAGCUGGCUAACGCUGAAAGUUUUGUAAAUUCGCUGAAGGGAUUUAUUAAAUUUGUAAAAUCACGCUCGGACAAAAAUUUAUAUCUGGUGAUGGACGAAGUUGAGACUGUAUUGAAGAAAUCCUUCGCCGAGUUGGACCUGUUUCAAGAGAACGCUUCUGAUUAUGUGUGGAAGUUUGUGAAAAACUUACAUAAUCGUCCCUAUGAAACAACGCUGGAGGCAUUCAGCAAACUCGCAGAUAUCUGGUUGUAUAAAGAGCCAGUAAAGCGACCAGUUGAAGAAGCAGUCGCCGAUUUAUUAAAUCAGUCUCUUACGAUCGAUCAUCAUCCGCAUGUAUCUGUGUCUAUAGGAUCUGGAGAAGAGUACGAAGUGAUUGGAGUUGGAGUGGACCUACCUCCGCGACCACCAUGUCCACGUGGUGCGCCAUUGACACAAGAACAGUGGGAGAAAUGUAAAGAUCGACAAGGAAGAAUCACUAAUCCUGAAGCUGUCAAAGAAAUUAUCUUUCGAGGGGGUAUUUGUCCAUCAUUGCGUUUUGAAGUAUGGAAAUUUUUAUUGAAUUAUUACCCAUGGAAAUCGACGCAUAACGAAAGAUUAGAACUUAAGAGGAAAAAGACUGACGAGUAUUUCACGAUGAAAUUGCAAUGGCGUACAUUUACGACCGCGCAAGAGAGCCGGUUUUCUGAUUAUAGAGAACGAAAAAGUUUGAUAGAAAAGGAUGUUAACAGGACAGAUAGAACACAUCCUUAUUAUGCGGGUGAUAAUAAUCCACACUUGGAGCAAUUAUACGACAUACUCAUGACCUACGUAAUGUACAAUUUCGAUUUAGGAUAUGUUCAGGGUAUGAGCGAUCUUCUUAGCCCUAUCUUGUUUUUAAUGGAUAAUGAAGUAGAUGCGUUUUGGUGUUUUGUUGGAUUCAUGGAUAAAGUGAGCACUAAUUUUGAAAUGGAUCAGAAAGGUAUGAAAGCACAAUUGUGUCAAUUGUACACGUUAUUAUGCACUACGGAACCGCAAUUAGCGUACUAUCUAAAUAGACACGAUUCUGGCAACAUGUUCUUUUGCUUUCGAUGGUUGUUGGUAUUAUUCAAGCGGGAAUUUAGCGCGAUCGACAUAUUGAAAUUAUGGGAGAUCCUAUGGACCGAUCUACCCUGCAAAAACUUUCAUUUGCUUAUAUGUGCAGCUAUUUUGGAUACAGAGAAGAAUAUUUUAAUAGAGAACAAUUACGGAUUUACGGAAAUUUUGAAGCACAUAAACGACUUGUCACUUCAUAUCGAGUUGCCUUGGACAGUCUCUAAGGCAGAAGGUAUUUACUAUCAGCUGAUGUCCGUGGAACAUCAGAUUCCUGAUGAUGUUCGUGUAAUUAUCGGAUUGGAGCCAUUGCAUAAAUCGUCAUCAACGAAUGGAAGCGAUGACGAAGCGUCCAGUAAUAAUGUCCGAGCUAAUGGUCCUCGUAGCAAUUCGAGAAGAAAUAGUUCAGGCAGCGCCAAUGUUAAAUUAGGAGAUGACGAGGUAUCGUUUGAACGCGGAUUGAACAUGUCGUAUAUGUGAGGUCAGGACUGGACCUUUAUAAUCAUUCACUAACAGAAAACUGAUUGAGAGUCUACGCGAACGGAGGAUAAUAUAUCUGUUGCAAUCUUUACAUCUGCAAACGGUAGCUCACAUAUUAUCUUAUAUUUUAAACAUAUUAUUGACAAUAAUUUCCACGCAGCUUUCAACGAAAUUAAAUCGAUGCUUCGAGGCAUAAAUGAUAGGAAGCACGUUCCUAAAUGUAUAUCGAUUAGAUUUCUUUUAAUUGGAUGGUAGAUGCAAUUCUUUUGCUUUAAACGUUGUGAUUGAUUGAUUGUGAUCGAGAUUGAAAUUCUAAACUGUAGAAUGUGAAUGUAACCGAUAAGUUUCGAAAAGUAACUAAUUGUAGUGUUGAAUUUUGAGAUAUUUAUAACACUUACUGCGUGUACAGAAAAAAAUGGAAGGGAUCAUAAUCAUAACAGAUUAUAAUCGCUGCGCAUGCAAGAGCUGUGCAGAUAUUUUAGCGCGAAAAAGAACCCGCGACGAUUGUGAUGCGCGAAAACAUAACAAAGACGACAUCCUCAGACCUCGAUAAGUGUUAUAUACGCGUAACUUUCACCUAAGUUACAGUCUCUUUUCUAGAUUUGUAUAAAGCUUCACGAUAUUACUGUACAUUUCUAAUAAAAAUCACCUAUUUAAUCUUUCAUAUA